Molecule: messenger RNA, 536 nt
Organism: Suillus subalutaceus
Lineage: Eukaryota; Fungi; Basidiomycota; Agaricomycetes; Boletales; Suillaceae
Product: prefoldin subunit 6
Exons: 4
Coding region: 77-445 (122 amino acids)
Biological process (GO): protein folding; chaperone-mediated protein complex assembly
Cellular component (GO): prefoldin complex; cytoplasm
Molecular function (GO): protein-folding chaperone binding
Source: RefSeq, a predicted model, not a curated record
AUUACAUAACAAUCAGAGGAGGUGCUGUGAUAUCGGGCAUCGGAGGUCAAUCGGAGGUGACUGUCUAUUUUUCGUCAUGUCUCUAGAAUUCCGUUACCAAUCGGCAUCGACGGAGUACCAGAAAAUACAAACAGAACUGGCAAGUUUGGUGGAGAAUCGCACUCGUCUCGAUGCCCAGCUUUCCGAGAAUGAGAUGGUCAAAAAGGAGUUCGCGCAGUUAACCCCCAGUAAUACUGUCUAUAAACUUGUGGGACCUGUAUUGGUGCCUCAAGAUCAGAAUGAGGCCAAAUCCAAUGUGGAGACACGUCUGGAAUUUAUCAAGAGCGAAAUAAAACGCGUAGAUGGACAAAUAAAUGAUGGCGAGGACAGGUCGGAGAAAAAGAAGAAUGAGCUCGUCGAAAUCCAAACGAAGCUUCAACAGGAUCAAUCCACGCCAAAUUCUUAGACGAAUGUUGCUGUGAAGAUACCUUGGAAUCGAGUUGCUGGUCUCUACAGGAGUGCCAACUCACUUGAACGAUUGACUUGUACUAAUAACC